Molecule: messenger RNA, 12681 nt
Organism: Hydra vulgaris (swiftwater hydra)
Lineage: Eukaryota; Metazoa; Cnidaria; Hydrozoa; Anthoathecata; Hydridae
Product: protocadherin-23
Biological process (GO): calcium-dependent cell-cell adhesion; cell morphogenesis; multicellular organism development
Cellular component (GO): catenin complex; plasma membrane; adherens junction
Molecular function (GO): cadherin binding; calcium ion binding
Source: RefSeq, a predicted model, not a curated record
UAAGUAUUUAGAUAAAGUGAAAGAAAUAAUUAUAAAUAAUUAUGUAUAUAAAUAAGUUGAGAAAAUGAAAUCAAAUGUGGUGACUUCAUUUUUGGUGUUGUUCUUGCUUACAACGUACUUUACUUUUAUUAAUAAUGAAUUAACUGGGUUCAGUGGUCAACUAACAGAGGAUAUUUUUGUACCAACACCUGUUACACACAGCAUGAUUCCAAUUAACAAAUGGAUAGCAAGCAAUGAAAUUUUUUAUAACAAUGAUGUGAUUACAAAUAGAAAUAUAAGAAUACCAAAAGACGGUCUCUAUAUUUUAACCGGAAAUAUAAUUAUUAAAACUGAUGAAAGCAAUAUGUUUGAAGCAAUAUGGCAUAAUGAGCUAUAUCUGAAUUUUUGCAAGUCUAUAAAAUCGUUGAGACAAAAAACGACUCAAACAAUAAGCUUAGGAUGUUUUGCGCGACUUCGAAAAGGAGAAACAAUUUCAAUUUCAAUCAUAAACAAGUUCGAGUUAAAUGUUAUGAGUGGUUCAUCCAUUGGAUUACAAAUGGUCAGUGAAAUCGGACAUAUUCUUUAUUUUUCAUUACCGAUUCCCUUAUCAAACAACACAGAUGCCAAAGCUAAAUUUAAAAUGAAAGAAGUUUUUUCAAAUUUUAACUUUUAUAACACUCUAACAGCUUUUGCUGGUAUGAAAACUGUUGAAAUACCUAUAUCUGGAAUUUAUAGUUUAUCUUUAAACGUAAUUAUUAAAACAGACAAGUAUGAAAGGAACAAAAAUAACAGGAGCGGAAACAGUCAUUUAUGGCUCGAACUAAAUAGUAAAAUUUUAGAAAGCAUAAAUAUCGAAUCUGAUGUAGUUGACACAAUUUUUAUUCAUAAAACUUUAUUGCUUCAAAAAAAUGAUGUUAUUACCUUUCAGUAUAUAAACGUUGAAUUACUUAGUGGUGGAUCAUAUAGCAUAACCAGACUUAGCGAAGCUGCUGAAGCAUCAAAGGGAAUUUCAGUACUGAUUCCUGAAAGAAUAUUUUUAGCAGAAACCUCAUUAGUAAAUCAUUUUUUGAACUUUGACUAUUUAGAAAACAGCGUGCAAACAAUGCCCUAUUUUUAUGGACAAUCUUCUUUUUUAAGUCAUCUAAAUCAAAAUCCGAGUGAGCAACUAAACAAAAAUCCAAGGUUAAUUGUUAAAGACUUUGGCGUAUAUUUAAUAACACUACAAAUUGAUAUUUUUAUGGAACUUGGUGAUAUUGAUGUAAUCUUGCAUUCUGUUAUGGAAACGGAGAAAUCUGAAAUCAGUUUAUCAAGCGGACUAAGUGCGUCUUUUAAGUCUGCGAGUGUGAAAAAUAACCGGUUCACAUUAAACGGUUUUCUACAGUUGCGUAAAAAUUCUCCUUUGUAUAUUACUAUAAAAUGUAAAGAUUUGUUUUCAAUUAAAAACACGAGUUAUUUUUCAAUAACACCAAUAAAAAAUAAGAUUUUAGCAUUUUUUGGAUACGUAAAAAAAGCGGAAAAAGAUGAGCUUAUGUGUAAAAAUCAGUGGAUGCCAUUAAACGGUAUUUAUAGUCAUUAUAAUAAUACAAUGAGCAAUUUUUUGUCAAUAAAUCACAAUAAAUUUAUAGUGCCUACGAUCGGAGUAUACUUGAUAUUAAUUAAUGCGCUAGUCAAAUCACCAAGAACACGCGACGGUAAAAUACGUCUCGCUAUUUUUUUAAAACGUUAUAAUGAAGAGAAGGUAGCAAUAGCGGAUUUACAAAAUUCCUUAACAACUGAGUCCAAUGAACUGUGGAUAUCUAAUAUAUUUCAAUUAAAAUCUGGCGAUGAAUUAGAACUAAUGACUAAUUGUACAGAAGGCGUCCAAUUUCUUGACGAUGUUAAACUUGAAAUUUAUUUUUUAAUGCAUGUUGAGAAAUCUGAAUACUUUAUCAUUAAAAAACCGACAACCGGUAGUUAUUCCGAUACAAAAUCAUCUGAUUGGUCAUUACCCAAAAGUAUCUUAUUGGAUCUUACUUCUGGAGUAUACUAUAUUUCUCUUAGUUUUCUUUUGGUGCACAAAGCUAUUGAUGCGGAACCCGUGAUUUUGGAAACAUACGUUUACAAAAAUAGCUAUGAAAAUCUGAAAUACGGGUUAUACACAGUAUUAACAUUGAACAAAAAUAAUCACAACGAAGAUGGAUUUGAAACAGUGAAUGUAUGUGGUUUUAUGGAGCUUUCACAAAGCGAUAUUUUAUACAUCGAAAUUGUUUUUACCCCCUCAUUUUAUUAUAAGUACAUUAGAGAGUUUAAAAAUUAUCAAUUCUCCGCCAUUUUAUUUUCUGAGAGCCAUUUAACUAGCGUAAGAUUUAAGACAAUAGAACAAAAUGAUAAAGUUUUUACUUUUGUUAAAAAUAUGGAGCCAAUAGAAAAUCUACAAUUUACAGAAGAGAGAGGUGGCUUUAAAUCAGAUUCAGCAUCAUUUCUAGGACCAUAUAUGGUAGUGGAAAGGUCAAUGUAUAUGAUGUACGACGUUAGUGUUCAAUUGAAAAAUGUCAUUGGUGAAUUUGCGCUUUGCUUUCGCAUAAGACCAAGAACAAAUUUAGUUUUUAUAUCUAAAAAAAUAGUCAGUUAUAUAAAAAAGUCGAUUAUGCUUGAGGCUCACGGUAUUAUAGAUUUAACAAUUGGAGAAACCGUCCAACUAAUAGUCUAUGGCGAGAAACAAGAUAAAAUGAUAUUAUGUACGAGAGUGGUAUGGUCUAUGGUUGAAAUUCUCCCCCCGGCUCCACAACAAUCAUUUGUUAGCACUUUAAAGAAUUCCACAUUGAAUAUUCUUGGAGACUACUUAAAGUUCAAUGAAGACGAUAAAAGUCAUAAUUUUGACAUCGUGCAGUUUCAUGAUAAAAAUUCUGAUGUUAAAGAUCCUGAUCUAAAUAGUGAACUAACAAGCUUUUAUCAGAUUAGAGAUAAACUUAGUUUGGUAUUUAGAUGUUCUGAAACUCUUGAUGAUUUGGUGUUAAACCCUUUUCAACAUAUUUAUACAAAAGCUUCAAAUGAAAGAAACACAUUAUGGUCGUUAUUGAAUGAACCAAUUAUAUCGGUGUUAAUAAUUGAACCAAAAAGAAACGUUAUUGAUCUCAUAGAAAUAACUUUAAAUAAAGAAAAUGGCGAAAAUUUAAAGCUUUUUGAAGGUUAUAUUAUUGGUAAAAAAACUUUUAUUUAUGGCCACAUGUAUAAAGAUUCAAUACAAAUUCGUAAAAUAACUCAGGAAAGCAAAGCUCGACCUAACGUAGGAAAACAAACUGUUCACCUUGUUUUAAUGCCGCUCAAGCAGCAAUCACAAACAGAUGGAUUUUCAGCCUUAUUUUUAAAUGACAAAACCAUUGAAGUUUAUAAUAAAGAAGUUACGAUUGGUCCAUGGGUUGUAACCUCCCUUCCGUUUUUUGACUAUAGUUUAGGGUUUAAAAAUAACAGCAAUGUGUUUUAUGUGCAAGAAAAUGGACACUUUUUAAUUUCUAUCAACAUAGAAAUUGAGUUUAUAACCAGAUGCGAAGUAUAUGUGAUGUUAGACGAGAGUAUAUACUUUUUGAUUGGAGAUCAGCAGUCAAUAAGUUACACAAAUAUGUUAUGGCUUGAAGUAGGGAUGACCAUUCAAUUAAUAUUGAAGUGCAGUGCAAUAGAAAUAGUUAAGAUAAAGAAAUUUUCUAGCUUCUCGUUGAUAUUGCAUGCAUCAACUGGGACAUUUGACAUACUUUCUCAAUACACAAGAAUAAAAACAAACAUUAAUGGAGAAAAUUUGAACUUUCAAACUAACCACACGUUUUAUUGUUCACAUUCUAGUUUGUUGCUAAGUGACUUUAAAUGGAUUAAAGAUGGUCAGGUGAUACUUGAGAGUAAAUUUUCCCGAACUUCUGUCCUUGUAUUGAAUUUUGUUAAUCAAACUUACAAUGGGUUUUAUCAAUGUAUUAUGGAGAGGGGGAAAAGAGUUGAAGUUACACCUUUUAGUCAUGUACAAAAUACAGAUUCAAGACCUAUUAUAGCAUUAUCAUCCACCACAAUCUAUAUUUCAGAAAACAUCCAGUAUCCAUCAUUACUUGCAAUUGCUACAGUAAAAACAGUUAACAAUCAAAAAUUAAACCUUAAAGUAGUUUCAGAUGAUCAAAAAUUCUACUUAUUUCCAGAAGAGACAAAUGACUUUUCAUCAUUAUACUUAAAUGGGACAUUAGAUUAUGAAUCUAAACAGUUUUAUAAACUAAAAGUUUUAGCUACAUUUCUUAAUGAUAAAAAAGCAGUUCAAAUAGAAGAAAAAGAGAUAAUUGUUUACAUUACUAACGAAAAUGAUAAUAGACCAACCUUUACAGAUAAUACAACAGUAUUUUUUAUUGAAGAAAAUAUUAAAAUAGGAAGUCAAAUAACAAGUAUUAAAGUUGAAGACAUAGAUGGAAAUUCAAAUUUUACUUUUCAUGUAAUCACAGGAGAAAAUGACCAACAAUUUUUUAAAAUUAUUCCAAACACUGGAGACAUGAUUAUAGAAAAAGAGUUAGAUUUUGAGGAAAUUCAAGCUCACAAUCUUUUAGUUAGCGUGCAUGAUGGGUUGCAUACAUCGUUUAAACAUAUCAAAGUUGUUGUUUUAGACAUAAAUGACAACCUGCCAGAGUAUUUGGAAUACAUUUAUGUUGUCAACGUUACUUUAGACACUCUUCCAGGCACUCAUUUACUGAGCCUAAAAGCAGUUGAUAAAGAUUCUGGUAUGUUUGGCGAGUUACACUUUAGCAUAACGUCGGGAAACAUUCCAAAAACAUUUGAGAUGAUGCAAAAUGACCUAGUUUUACAUAGGAAAGUUCCGGCUGAACAAAAUUUUAUACUUACAGUUGAAUUGAGGGACGGUGGAGGUCUUAAAUGUGAAAAAGAAGCGCAAAUUCUUGUUCAGUUUAUAGAACAACACACAGGUUCUUAUUCAAUUUUUGAUGCAUCAGUUUACAGUGUGGCACUUGUGGAAGCGUUUCAUGGAGAGCGUGAAGUCAUUCAUCUUAGUAUAAACUCUGGAGUGAAAUUGUUUUCUUUAACAUAUGAAGUUGACACAUUAGGAAAGUUCAGUAGCUCUGAGUUUUAUGUGAAUAGCAAUGGAAUAUUGAUGACCAACGCAACGAUUGAUUAUGAAACAAUUAUUGAGUUUCACGUUUUGAUUAGUGCAUGCAUUCAAGUCAAGAGCGGAAGAUUAUGCAGCAUGGCGUAUGUUGCUGUAAGAGUGACUGACAUAAAUGAUAACUAUCCAAAAUUUAUGGAAGAAACGCUUGCCAUCAGUGUAUAUGAGGACACGCCUAUUGGUGACAGUGUAACACAAGUAAGUGCAUCUGACAAAGAUUCAAUGAAAAAUGGUGAAGUUUAUUAUUCUUUAUUAAACCAUGAAGAUACUUUUACGAUUGAUAAGUUGACAGGAGUUGUAACAUUAAUCAAGAAAUUAAGCUAUUCUGAAAAUACGGAGUAUGUUUUAAAAGUGAUGGCGACUGACCAAGGUUUUCCACCUCUAUCUAGUUAUUGUACAGUAGUGGUUAGUAUUUUGUUAAAAUUGACUGAUGUUGCAAGCACAAAGGUUUCUGAAAACAAAAGAGUGCCUCAGUUUACGAACAAAGAAACAAAGUUUGAAGUUUCUGAAAAUUCGUUAAUUGGUACUUUAGUGACAAAAAUGAGUGCUGUUGAUCCUGACGAAAACACAAAGCUUACUUUUAGUUUAGUUGAAAUGCUAAAUGAUCCAUCAUUUUUUAGCAUAAACCAGAAAACAGGAGUCAUAGUGACUGUCAAAGAAUUGGAUUUUGAAAAGACCAAAGAACACAAUCUUUUAGUUAGCGUGCAUGAUGGGUUGCAUACAUCGUUUAAACAUAUCAAAGUUGUUGUUUUAGACAUAAAUGACAACCUGCCAGAGUAUUUGGAAUACAUUUAUGUUGUCAACGUUACUUUAGACACUCUUCCAGGCACUCAUUUACUGAGCCUAAAAGCAGUUGAUAAAGAUUCUGGUAUGUUUGGCGAGUUACACUUUAGCAUAACGUCGGGAAACAUUCCAAAAACAUUUGAGAUGAUGCAAAAUGACCUAGUUUUACAUAGGAAAGUUCCGGCUGAACAAAAUUUUAUACUUACAGUUGAAUUGAGGGACGGUGGAGGUCUUAAAUGUGAAAAAGAAGCGCAAAUUCUUGUUCAGUUUAUAGAACAACACACAGGUUCUUAUUCAAUUUUUGAUGCAUCAGUUUACAGUGUGGCACUUGUGGAAGCGUUUCAUGGAGAGCGUGAAGUCAUUCAUCUUAGUAUAAACUCUGGAGUGAAAUUGUUUUCUUUAACAUAUGAAGUUGACACAUUAGGAAAGUUCAGUAGCUCUGAGUUUUAUGUGAAUAGCAAUGGAAUAUUGAUGACCAACGCAACGAUUGAUUAUGAAACAAUUAUUGAGUUUCACGUUUUGAUUAGUGCAUGCAUUCAAGUCAAGAGCGGAAGAUUAUGCAGCAUGGCGUAUGUUGCUGUAAGAGUGACUGACAUAAAUGAUAACUAUCCAAAAUUUAUGGAAGAAACGCUUGCCAUCAGUGUAUAUGAGGACACGCCUAUUGGUGACAGUGUAACACAAGUAAGUGCAUCUGACAAAGAUUCAAUGAAAAAUGGUGAAGUUUAUUAUUCUUUAUUAAACCAUGAAGAUACUUUUACGAUUGAUAAGUUGACAGGAGUUGUAACAUUAAUCAAGAAAUUAAGCUAUUCUGAAAAUACGGAGUAUGUUUUAAAAGUGAUGGCGACUGACCAAGGUUUUCCACCUCUAUCUAGUUAUUGUACAGUAGUGGUUAGUAUUUUGUUAAAAUUGACUGAUGUUGCAAGCACAAAGGUUUCUGAAAACAAAAGAGUGCCUCAGUUUACGAACAAAGAAACAAAGUUUGAAGUUUCUGAAAAUUCGUUAAUUGGUACUUUAGUGACAAAAAUGAGUGCUGUUGAUCCUGACGAAAACACAAAGCUUACUUUUAGUUUAGUUGAAAUGCUAAAUGAUCCAUCAUUUUUUAGCAUAAACCAGAAAACAGGAGUCAUAGUGACUGUCAAAGAAUUGGAUUUUGAAAAGACCAAAGAACACAAUCUUUUAGUUAGCGUGCAUGAUGGGUUGCAUACAUCGUUUAAACAUAUCAAAGUUGUUGUUUUAGACAUAAAUGACAACCUGCCAGAGUAUUUGGAAUACAUUUAUGUUGUCAACGUUACUUUAGACAUUCUUCCAGGCACUCAUUUACUGAGCCUAAAAGCAUUUGAUAAAGAUUCUGGUAUGUUUGGCGAGUUACACUUUAGCAUAACGUCGGGAAACAUUCCAAAAACAUUUGAGAUGAUGCAAAAUGACCUAGUUUUACAUAGGAAAGUUCCGGCUGAACAAAAUUUUAUACUUACAGUUGAAUUGAGGGACGGUGGAGGUCUUAAAUGUGAAAAAGAAGCGCAAAUUCUUGUUCAGUUUAUAGAACAACACACAGGUUCUUAUUCAGUUUUUGAUGCAUCAGUUUACAGUGUGGCACUUGUGGAAGCGUUUUAUGGAGAGCGUGAAGUCAUUCAUCUUAGUAUAAACUCUGGAGUGAAAUUGUUUUCUUUAACAUAUGAAGUUGACACAUUAGGAAAGUUCAGUAGCUCUGAGUUUUAUGUGAAUAGCAAUGGAAUAUUGAUGACCAACGCAACGAUUGAUUAUGAAACAAUUAUUGAGUUUCACGUUUUGAUUAGUGCAUGCAUUCAAGUCAAGAGCGGAAGAUUAUGCAGCAUGGCGUAUGUUGCUGUAAGAGUGACUGACAUAAAUGAUAACUAUCCAAAAUUUAUGGAAGAAACGCUUGCCAUCAGUAUAUAUGAGGACACGCCUAUUGGUGACAGUGUAACACAAGUAAGUGCAUCUGACAAAGAUUCAAUGAAAAAUGGUGAAGUUUAUUAUUCUUUAUUAAACCAUGAAGAUACUUUUACGAUUGAUAAGUUGACAGGAGUUGUAACAUUAAUCAAGAAAUUGAGCUAUUCUGAAAAUACGGAGUAUGUUUUAAAAGUGAUGGCGACUGACCAAGGUUUUCCACCUCUAUCUAGUUAUUGUACAGUAGUGGUUAGUAUUUUGUUAAAAUUGACUGAUGUUGCAAGCACAAAGGUUUCUGAAAACAAAAGAGCGCCUCAGUUUACGAACAAAGAAACAAAGUUUGAAGUUUCUGAAAAUUCGUUAAUUGGUACUUUAGUGACAAAAAUGAGUGCUGUUGACCCUGACGAAAACACAAAGCUUACUUUUAGUUUAGUUGAAAUGCUAAAUGAUCCAUCAUUUUUUAGCAUAAACCAGAAAACAGGAGUCAUAGUGACUGUCAAAGAAUUGGAUUUUGAAAAGACCAAAGAACACAAUCUUUUAGUUAGCGUGCAUGAUGGGUUGCAUACAUCGUUUAAACAUAUCAAAGUUGUUGUUUUAGACAUAAAUGACAACCUGCCAGAGUAUUUGGAAUACAUUUAUGUUGUCAACGUUACUUUAGACAUUCUUCCAGGCACUCAUUUACUGAGCCUAAAAGCAGUUGAUAAAGAUUCUGGUAUGUUUGGCGAGUUACACUUUAGCAUAACGUCGGGAAACAUUCCAAAAACAUUUGAGAUGAUGCAAAAUGACCUAGUUUUACAUAGGAAAGUUCCGGCUGAACAAAAUUUUAUACUUACAGUUGAAUUGAGGGAUGGUGGAGGUCUUAAAUGUGAAAAAGAAGCGCAAAUUCUUGUUCAGUUUAUAGAACAACACACAGGUUCUUAUUCAAUUUUUGAUGCAUCAGUUUACAGUGUGGCACUUGUGGAAGCGUUUCAUGGAGAGCGUGAAGUCAUUCAUCUUAGUAUAAACUCUGGAGUGAAAUUGUUUUCUUUAACAUAUGAAGUUGACACAUUAGGAAAGUUCGGUAGCUCUGAGUUUUAUGUGAAUAGCAAUGGAAUAUUGAUGACCAACGCAACGAUUGAUUAUGAAACAAUUAUUGAGUUUCACGUUUUGAUUAGUGCAUGCAUUCAAGUCAAGAGCGGAAGAUUAUGCAGCAUGGCGUAUGUUGCUGUAAGAGUGACUGACAUAAAUGAUAACUAUCCUCAGUUUUUGCAUGACGUUUAUAAUGUUUCUAUUUAUGAAAAUAUUUUAAUUGGUGAACUGAUUGUGAAUGUAAUAGCAAUGGAUAUCGAUGGAAAUGAAAAUGGAUUAGUAUCCUACUCUUUAUUAAAUUUUGAAGAAACAUUUAGAAUAGACAAAAUAUCCGGUAAAGUUUAUUUAGCAGAAAGUGUUAGCUCUAAGUUGCGUAAAGAGUAUAAGCUUUUAGUUGAAUCUUAUGAUCAUGGAACACCUUCUUUACGAUCCAACUGCACCGUUUCAAUUAAUGUUUUACCUAAGUUAGUUUCAAAUUGUGAUUUGCAAGAAAUUUCUCAUCACCCUGAAAUUUUUAUAAAUUUUACAUCAAAACUUUUUUUGCCAGAAAACUCACCAAUUGGCACUUUUCUUACUAGAAUAGAAGGAUUUGUUUUUGAUCUUAAUCAAAGUCUAACUUUUGAUUUAAUUGAAUUUAGUGAAGAUAUGUUGUUUUUUAAAAUAAAUAAAUUCUCUGGAGAACUCGUAACAGCAUCUGUAAUUGAUUAUGAGCAUAUUCAAGAACAUAAUGUUAUUAUUAGUGUACAUGCAGGUUUUUAUUCAACAUUUCGACGAAUUAAAAUUAUUGUAAUUGAUGAAAAUGAUAAUAAUCCAGAAUUUUUGGAAUAUGAUUACUUUUCAAAUAUUGACAAUGAAACGUCAAUUGGUACUGAGUUAGUUAUGUUGAAAGCCAUUGAUAAAGAUUCUGUGUUGUCCCAAAAAUUGACAUUUAUAAUAACAUCUGGCAAUGAAUUAAAUUGCUUUGGUAUUGAAAUCAAUAAAGUUAUCUUAAUGUGUCCUUUAAAUUAUGCUGAUAUAUUUUUAUUACAUGUUUCAGUAUUUGACAGUGGUGGAAGAAAAUCUAAUCGUAAUGCCCAUGUCACUAUCCGUGUUAAUACUGAGAGUUUUAAUUCCAUUUCAUUACUGGAUAAGUUUAUUUAUAAGGUUCGCAUAUUGGAAAAAGUAAAUGAAGAAUCCCAAAUUGUAAAACUUAAAUUGAAUAAAAAGUUAAGAAAAUUUCCAAUGACAUACAGAUUUGUUACUUAUGGAAAAUAUAAAAGUUCUGACUUUUAUGUCAGUAGCAUGGGAUGGGUGACUAUUAAUGCAACUGUAGAUUAUGAAAAAACAAAGGAUUUCUACAUUUUAAUAACGGUGUGUGCCAAUUAUAUGAAGUAUGAGUUAUGUGGACUCGCCUAUGUUUUUAUUAAUGUGGUUGAUAUGAAUGACAAUGCACCAAAGUUUUCUUUGGAAAAUCUUGAAGUAAUUGUUUUAGAAAGCACUCCAAUAGGUAGCAUGAUUGCUCAAGUUACAGCAACAGAUUCUGAUAUGUUGAAUAAUGGUGAAAUAUUUUACACCCUUUGGAAUUACACCGAUGUAUUUUCAAUUGACAAAGAUACCGGAAAGAUUUUUUUGCUUCGCGAUUUAAAGUUUUUUGUAGAUAAAACUUUUAAUAUCACUGUUGAGGCAACUGAUAAUGGUGUGCCAAUUUUAUUUUCAUUUGUUAAAUUGUUUCUUACAAUUGUACCUGAGACAAAAACAACAUUGGUUUCAAUUGAUUCUUAUAAUAAUAAGGGUCCGCCCUUUUUUUUAAACUCUAAUAUAACAUUUGAAAUAGAUGAGAAUUGUCCUAUAGGUACUUUUGUUGGAACUGUAAAAGCUUUUGAUUCUGAUAAAAACUCCAAACUUGUUUACAGAAUAAUUACUUUUUCAAAUAAACAUUUUUUUAAAAUAAAUAGUAGCACAGGUGAUUUACUUACGGCUGAUUUUAUUGAUUUUGAAAAAUUCCAAGAACAUUACUUUUUAGUUUUUGUUGAAGACAGUUUGUAUAUGUCUUAUCAAGAGGUGAAAGUUAAUGUGAUUGAUAAAAAUGAUAAUAAACCGGAAUUCUCUGAAUAUUUGUAUGAAAUCAAAAUUAGCUUAGAUACCAAACCAGGAUCUCUAUUGCUAAGACUUACAGCAACUGAUAAGGAUUCUGAGAAAUAUAAUAAGCUUGAGUACAAAAUAGUUGCAGGCAACAUAAUAGUUGCAGGGAACAAAAUAGUUGCAGGGAACAUAAUGGAUUAUUUCAUUCUAAAUGAGAAUGCAAUAUUUUUACAUCGAAAUGUUAAUAAUGAUCAAACUUAUGAAUUAAUUAUUUCAGUUACUGAUGAAGGAGGUCUAGAAAGUGAAAAAUGUGCUAAAGUGAUUAUUUCUUUUGUAGAUGAACUAAGUCAUUCAUUUUCUUUGUUUGAUAGAUAUAUUUAUAAUGCAAGUAUUUAUACAAGGUUUAAAAACACAAAAAAAGACUUACGUAUAGUUAAACUUGAACUCAAUUCGAAAUUUGAAAAUGUUGAAUUAACUUAUGAUAUCAAUGCUAUAGGUAAUUAUGAAAACUCUGCCUUUUAUGUUAACAGUGAUAAAUGGUUAAUGACAAAUGUAUUGUUAGAUUAUGAGUAUUCAAAUGAGUUUCACAUAUUAGUUAUGGCUUGCACUAGUCCUUUUCAAAGAAGACUUUGUGGUUUAGCUUACAUCUCGAUAAAUAUUCUUGAAAAUAAUAACAGUGAACCAUUUUAUUAUGUUAAAGAAUACAUUAUAACUGUUGAGGAAAACACUCCAGUAGGUCAAAUGAUUGUCCGAAUUCCAGCAUUUGAUACAAUAAGUUCACCAAAUCAUAAGCUGUAUUAUACUCUCACAACUUACAAUGAUAUCUUUUUACUUGAUAAAUAUGGUAGACUUUUUUUAAUUGGACAGUUGAACUUUUCUCUUAUUAGUUUAUAUAAUAUUACUAUUCAAAGCAUUGGUAAAAAGCAAUCGGAUGGUUUUACUUUGCUUGUUAAAGUGGAGCCAAUUAACUUGCACAAUCAAACACCGAGAUUUUAUUAUUAUUCAAGUUUUUUUGUGAAAAAUAACUGGAUUAUAGUUGUUAUCGUAGCUUUUCUAGUUCUUGUUUUUGUUUCAUUGUUGUUGUGCUUCAAACAUUUAAGAAAAAAAAAGUUUUUAAACAGCAUGCUUAAGAAAAGGCCAAAAAAAGAAAACCUUGUUGAACUGCAAAAUAUACUGAAGUACCUUUUAAAACCAGCCGAAUCGAUUGAAGCAAGUAUUUACUUCUCAUCGGAAUCUCUUCAUUCCGCUUUUAAUUCAUCGAAGUUCCCACGAAAAUGGCCGGUUUUAAAAAGUGCAAUUUCAAACAAUGAUCUUUCAUCGAAAGUCACUGGUAUCGGAAGCGAAAAUUCAAAAUUAUUAAAUAAUAUUCAAAAAAAUGAUUUUAAUAAAACUGGUUUUAUUAAAAGUAAAAAACCAAGUCUUUUGGAUUUAGCUCUAAGUAAUUCUCGAAUGAAUAAUGGUUUGCCGCAACAAUAUAGGACUAAUAAUUUUCCGCAACCAGAUACGUUUUAUGGUUCACCAAAGCAAUAUACGGUUAACGGUAUAUCUUCCAACCAAAAACUGAAUGCAGCACAACCUAUUAUAAAUAAAGAAAAAUAUAUUUUUAAAAACGGUAUCGAAUUGAUAGAUAUUUUUGAUAAAAUAGAGGAGUUUGAAUGUUAAAACAAGAAACAUAUGUUUUAAUAUUUAUAAAUAAUAAUAAUUUAUUUAUAAAUAAAUAUUUAUAAAUAAUAAAUAUAUUGAACAAAUUAUAUUGUUAAAGC